Molecule: messenger RNA, 411 nt
Organism: Naegleria lovaniensis
Lineage: Eukaryota; Heterolobosea; Eutetramitea; Acrasida; Naegleriidae
Exons: 1
Coding region: 1-411 (136 amino acids)
Source: RefSeq, a predicted model, not a curated record
AUGCCAAUAGGACCCAAAGUACAUCGGAGUGGAUAUGUCUUCAAGAAGGGAGGACUCAUCAAAUCCAUCAAGAAACGUUGGUUAGUACUCAAUGAUGAAGAACUCGCAUACUAUGAAAAUGUUGAGAAAAUGGCUGGAGAGCCACCAAUUGAUAGAAUUUAUCUUCGACUCGUGAUUGCUGCUGAAGAUACGGGAAAGACUGAAGUCAUUUCCAAGAAGAAUUAUUAUGAAUUUAUAAUCAAGACGAAUUUGGGAAGAGAUUAUCAGAUCUAUGUGGAGACUGCGGAAGAGAGAAGCGCUUGGGUAGAUACUAUCAAUUCAUUAACUCACGCUUUUAAGAGUCCUGUGAAGAGCUUUGAGAAGGUUACGGAUCCAAACAUGUACAACAAAAUGGCUGCUGUCAAAAAUUGA